UUCGUUUUUUUCCUUGGUUAUUAAAGCAAGAAGAAGCGUGUACUCAACUGCCAAACUCUCUCUCUCUCUCUCUCUCUCUAGAUUUUGCAAGCAUCUCCUGAAUACUUGGAGAAGACUGAGCAUUCCACAAAGCAUCGCAACUCUAAUGACACUUGGCUGCUCACUUUAGAGAAUUCAGUUGUGGGUAUGGAAGUACUCUCAUACAGUUCUGCACCAUGCUGUGAUGCUGUUAAUUUAAGGUGGAAAUUGAUUGUGAAAAGCACAAGUUCGCAUCAAUUCAGUCUCCCAGGUUUUAGAAAAAACCGAGUUUUCAGUGCUAAAUUUGAUGUCAGAAGGAAGUUUUUGAGCUAUUACAAUUUAGAUCAGGCUUUCUUGAAGCAACUAAAUCACCAAGGAGGUUUUAGGUCAUUAAACACCAGUGAAAACUUCAAACAUGUUGGUCAAAUUUUAUCAAAUGGAAGCUCUGAUGGCUAUGUAAUUGGAGGGGAAGAGGAUGCAAGUAUUUCAGAAACAGGGGAACCAGGAACUAAAGUUUUGAUUCCUGGUCUACCAGAUGAAUCCAAAGGCGAAUCGGGUGCCACAGUAAGUAGUUGCUUUUGGGAAUGGAAGCCCAAAUUCAAUGUGCAUUAUGAGAAAGCUGGAUGUGAAAACUUAGGCUCCCCUCCAGUGCUGCUUCUGCCUGGUUUUGGGGUUGGUUCCUUUCACUAUGAGAAGCAACUGAAGGAUUUGGGGCUUGAUUUUAGAGUAUGGGCAAUUGAUUUCCUCGGGCAGGGUAGGUCAUUGCCAUUUGAAGACCCUGCCCCUCGUAAUGAGGAAGAAGGUGUGCCAGAGACGAAAGAUUUGUUGUGGGGUUUUGGAGAGAAAUCUGAACCAUGGGCAAGCGAGCUCGUCUACUCUAUUGAUUUAUGGCAAGAUCAAGUUCGUUACUUCAUAGAAGAGGUGAUCGGUGAACCUGUCUACAUUGCAGGGAACUCACUAGGAGGAUUUGUUGCUUUAUAUUUUGCUGCAUGUAACCCUCAUUUGGUGAAAGGUGUCACAUUGUUAAAUGCAACUCCUUUCUGGGGAUUUCUACCUAAUCCCACAAGAUCUCCAAGAUUAUCAAAAAUAUUCCCGUCGGCAGGAUCCUUUCCUUUACCUCCCACUGUGAGAAAGCUCACAGAAAUAGUUUGGCAGAAAAUAAGUGAUCCUAGGAGUAUAGCGGAGGUACUUAAACAAGUUUAUGCAGAUCAUUCAACAAAUGUCGACAAAGUAUUUUCUCGUAUACUUGAGACAUCAGAACAUCCAGCUGCUGCUGCAUCUUUUGCCUCAAUUAUGUUGGCUCCUCAAGGACAACUAUCAUUUAGGGAUGCUUUAUCCAGAUGUCACAUGAACAAUGUACCAAUUUGUCUUAUGUAUGGAAAAGAAGACCCCUGGGUGAAACCUUUAUGGGGCCUUCAGGUGAAGCAGCAGGUGCCUGAAGCUCCAUAUUAUGAGAUCAGUCCAGCUGGCCACUGUCCUCAUGAUGAAGUUCCUGAGGUUGUGAAUUACUUAUUACGUGGGUGGAUUAAAAACCUGGAGACUCGGGGCUUAGUAGCAUUGCCUUUGCUGGAUGCCCCAGAAGCUAUGCAGAACAACAUUGCCAGGGACUUGGAGUUUGUCAGAGACGGAGCGAAAAAGGUAGUAAACGUACGCUUCUUCGCAUCCAAGGUCUCGGUUUGGGAUUUUAUCAGUUCUUAUAUCAUAUCUCGCCUUAGGAAAUUAGAGCUCAAAUCAUGAAAAUGUACUGAAGAAGCCUUUCUUCAAAGAUAAUGUAGAUAUUGAAAUUUCAUGUAAAAUACAAUGACUACAAACAUAUUUAACCCAUCCACUUAACAGAUCCUAACAUCAUAUUUAUAAAUUGUAAACCUUGGGCAAUUAGUGAUAAUUUGACUAGAUUUUUUCCUUA
Molecule: messenger RNA, 1924 nt
Organism: Prunus persica (peach)
Lineage: Eukaryota; Viridiplantae; Streptophyta; Magnoliopsida; Rosales; Rosaceae
Product: pheophytinase, chloroplastic
Exons: 6
Coding region: 187-1755 (522 amino acids)
Biological process (GO): chlorophyll catabolic process
Cellular component (GO): chloroplast
Molecular function (GO): pheophytinase activity
Source: RefSeq, a predicted model, not a curated record